AUGUCAGCCAUAUUCAAGGCAUUGUCCGAGAAAUCGUCAUCAAAAACUAGAACAUCAACUAAACAGAGCUCUAUCAAUAAACAAAAAGUGUUGAUUAUAUCAUCAAGAGGAGUAACGUAUAGACAUCGCCAUUUAAUUAAUGAUUUAAUAAGUUUAUUGCCUCAUUCAAAGAAAGAAAGCAAAGUUGAUUCAAAGAAAAGAUUGGAUGAAUUGAACGAAAUUGCAGACUUGUACAACUGCAAUAAUAUACUAUAUUUUGAAGCAAGAAAACAUCAAGAUUUGUAUUUAUGGUUAUCCAAGCCUGAAUUUGGACCCACAUUAAAAUUUCAUAUUCAAAAUAUUCACACAUUGGACGAAUUAAAUUUUAGAGGAAACUGUUUAAAGGGAUCCAGACCAGUUUUAUCGUUUGAUAAAAAAUUUGAUCAAAGCAUACAUUUUUCCAUAGCUAAAGAAUUGUUCAUCCAAGCUUUUGGUGUUCCCUUGAGCUGCAAAAAACGAAAACCGUUUAUUGAUCAUGUUAUGACAUUCACUAUUGUUGACAAUAAAAUCUGGGUUAGGAAUUAUCAAAUAAGCGAAACUAAUGCUGCUGAACACAAUUUUGACAAUCAAAGUAAAGGGGAGUUGAAGAUUGACGAUUUGUCAUUGAUGGAGAUCGGGCCCAGGUUUGUGAUGAACUUGAUAGUUGUAUUGCAAGGCUCGUUUGGUGGAAAGAAGAUAUAUGAAAACAAAGAGUAUGUCAGCCCAAAUGUGGUCAGAAGUCAACUCAAACAACAAGAAGCUAUUGCUGCGAGAGAACGAGCUGACAACGCUCUCAGGAGAAAGAUCAAGAAGAGGGAGUCUGUGAUUACUGCUGAUCCAUUGUCCAACGAAGCCAUAUUCAAGAACCGGUUUGGUCUUAAAUGA
Ascoidea rubescens DSM 1968 is the source of this 903-nucleotide messenger RNA. It is a transcript of the gene BRX1, whose product is annotated as ribosome biogenesis protein BRX1. Gene Ontology annotation, molecular function: rRNA binding. Gene Ontology annotation, biological process: ribosomal large subunit assembly; rRNA processing. The transcript has a single exon. NCBI's taxonomy places the organism in Eukaryota, Fungi, Ascomycota, Saccharomycetes, Ascoideales, Ascoideaceae. Bases 1 to 903 code for a protein of 300 amino acids. The record is from RefSeq and is a predicted model, not a curated record. Gene Ontology annotation, cellular component: nucleolus.